AUGUCGUCCAGGAAGAAGCAGGCUGACGAUGAGCGGUUCCGCCGGGUCCAGAAGGACCCCAGGUUCUGGGAAAUGCCAGAGAAAGAACACAAAGUCAAGAUCGACAAACGUUUCCAGUCCAUGUUCCACGACCGUCGCUUCCAGACGAAGCAGACGGUGGACAAGAGACGACCCGUCCAGCUGUCCACCGCCGCCGAUCUGAGGCGCUUCUACCAGCUGGAGGAGGAGGAAGAGGAAGAAGAGGAGGAAGAGAAGGAGGAGGAAGAGGAAGAAGAAAAGGAGGAGGAAGAGGACAAGGGGGAGGGGGAGGAAGAGAAGGAGGAGGAAGAGAAGCAGGAGGAAGAGGAAGAAGAGGAGGAAGAGAAGGAGGAGGAAGAGAAGGAGGAGGAAGAGAAGCAGGAGGAAGAGGAGGAUGUUCAGGUCCAGGGACAGAAGAAGAAGAAUUUUGGACGAGGAAGCAGAGCAGCAGAUGACGAUGAGGAGGAGCAUCAGUCAGGAGAUGAUGAUGAUGAUGAUGAUGAUGAUGAAGAGUCCAGUCUGGACUCUGACGAUGACAGCGGACCAGAUCUGGCCCGAGGAAAAGGAAACAUGGAGACCAGCUCUGAUGAAGACGAGGAUGAUGAUGUGGACGACAUCCUGAGGAAGGAGGAAGAGCAGAUCGAACACGAUUGGGGGGAGCUGUGCAGAGACGCUCCGCGGAGCGAGCAGGUUUCUGCUCGGCUCGCCGUCUGUAACAUGGACUGGGAUCGAAUGAAGGCCAAAGAUCUGCUGGCUCUGUUCAGCUCCUUCGUGCCUAAAGGGGGCGCUGUGCUGUCUGUGAAGAUUUUCCCGUCAGAAUUUGGGAAGGAGAGGCUGAAGGUGGAGGAGACGCAGGGACCGCCAGAGCUGAGGGCGCUGCCGGACGAUUCGGAGAACGAGACGGACGAAGACAGGAUCUACAGGGAGAAGCUGCGGGAUUAUCAGUUCAAGCGUCUCAAGUAUUUCUACGCCGUGGUGGAUUGCGACUCUGUGGAGACGGCGGUGAAGAUCUACGAGGAAUGCGACGGCUUCGAAUACGAGAGCAGCUGCUCGGUUCUGGAUCUCCGUUUUGUUCCUGAUGACGUGACGUUUGAUGAGGAGCCAGACGCGGCCACAGACGUCAACCUGACGGCCUACACGCCCAAGAUGUUCACCUCGUCCGCUGCCGCCUCCUCCAAGGUGCAGCUGACGUGGGACGAGACGGACCACGAGCGCGUGACGGCUCUGAGCAUGAAGUUCAACAAAGAGGAGCUGCUGGACCUGGACUUUAAGGCUUACCUGGCCUCCUCCAGUGAAGAAGACGAAGAUGAAGAGCAGGAGGCAGAAGAGACGAUGGGAGAGGAGGAGAAACCGAAGAAGAAGAGAAGCGAGGAGCAGAUGAGUAAAUACAGAGAGCUUCUGAAGAGCAUCCAGAGCAAAGAGAGGAGGCCGCAGGAGGACAUGGAGAUGCAGAUCAGCUGGGUUCCAGGUCUGAAGGAAACGACGGAGCGGCUGGUGAAGAAGAAGCUGGAGGCCAAGGACCAGAUGACGCCCUGGGAGGAGUUUCUGCAGAAGAGGAAGGAGAAGAAGAAGCAGAAGAAAAGUGAAAGAAAGCAGGGAGCAGAACGGCUCAGUGACGACGAGCUUCCUCCUGAUGUCGACCUCAGCGACCCGUUCUUCUCAGACGGACCAUCAGACAUGAAGAAGAAACAGAAACGGCAGGAAGAGCAGAUUACGGCUGAGGAGGAAGAGGAGCGGCAGAAACAGGAGGCCCAGAUGGCUCUGCUGAUGGAGGAUGACGAUGACGAAGCCAAACACAAACACUUUAACUACGACAAGAUCGUAGAGCAGCAGAACCUGAGCAGGAGGAAGAGGAAGAAGCUGCUGAGGAAGGGUGCCGAGCCGCCGGAGGACGACGGCUUCCAGGUGGACGUCUCCGACCCGCGCUUCCAGGCCGUCUUCACCUCCCACCUGUUCAACCUGGACCCGUCCCACCCCGGCUUCAGGAACACCAGAGCCACACGGAGCAUCCUGGAGGAGACAGCGCCGCCGCCAGGAGGGGCGGAGCCAGGCGGCAGGCAGGAGGGGGCGGAGCCAGGCGGCAGGCAGGAGGGGGCGGAGCCAGGCGGCAGGCAGGAGGGGGCGGAGCCAGGCGGCAGGCAGGAGGGGGCGGAGCCAGGCGGCAGGCAGGAAUCGGACUCAAAGGCGGCGAUGGAUCCGACUCUGUCGCUGCUCGUUAAAUCCAUUAAGAGCAAAACGGAGCGAUUCCAGGCCCGAAAGAAACAGAGAGUGACCUGAUUCCUCCUGAAGACGGACCCACUUCCUGGUUCUGAUUGGCCCGGUUCUGAUACAUGUUAAUGUGUUACUAUGAAGUCUUUUUGCUAUUAAAAAAUGAAACAUCUGAA
Poeciliopsis prolifica (blackstripe livebearer) is the source of this 2402-nucleotide messenger RNA. Its product is annotated as ESF1 homolog. The record is from RefSeq and is a predicted model, not a curated record. NCBI's taxonomy places the organism in Eukaryota, Metazoa, Chordata, Actinopteri, Cyprinodontiformes, Poeciliidae. Gene Ontology annotation, cellular component: nucleus. Gene Ontology annotation, molecular function: RNA binding. Gene Ontology annotation, biological process: rRNA processing.